Thlaspi arvense is the source of this 5044-nucleotide messenger RNA. NCBI's taxonomy places the organism in Eukaryota, Viridiplantae, Streptophyta, Magnoliopsida, Brassicales, Brassicaceae. The record is from the annotation of a GenBank genome assembly.
CGUAAGUUUCCUAGAACUGGUCCUCUUCUUUUAAUUUCCUUCUCCGAGAAACAAUUGAAAUUUACUCUCUCACAAUUCUCGAACCCGAAUUGCGCCUUCUCCGCUCCCCUUUGCUCUGUCAAGAUCAAAAAUCACUCUCAUCGAAAAAUCUGGGAAGUUUUGCUUCAUAACUCGCUGAUGGGUUACAAAAUCGUUUAUCAAUCUCUCACGGAAUUAUUCCCACAGAUUGAUGCAAGGCUUUUAAAAGCUGUUGCUAUUGAGCACCCAAAGGACGCUGAUGAAGCUGCAGCUGUGGUUAUCUCAGAGAUUGUUCCCAAGUUUUACCCAAAUUUGGCUGAUAAUUCUACACAACUUGGCAACAAAGGUGCAUUGACUGGUUCAGAGGGUGCUUCUUCUUCAGGAACUAUCCCUCUGCCUCUCGAUAGUGACCAUGAAACAAGGGCGCAGCCAAUCUCUGAGUUGCUUUCUAAUGGGAACGAGUCGACAAAUGGUGAUCUUGAUAUACAGAGCAAGGCAAUGAUCGGGUUGAGCGGAUCGGAUGAGUCUAGAGUGGUUUCCUCAAAUCCCCCUGCCUCCGCUCAGGCGGGAACCAUAUUGACUAGCGAUGGGUGGCAAGGUGUUGAUUUUCACAGUACAGGUGACCAAGCAGAGUCAAGCACAAGUGCAGUUUCAGGAGAUGUUGUGCAUAAGCUGGUUUAUCCUGCACAAGACAAUUCAACAACUACACAGAAACCUUCUCAUUUUCAGUUUGGAUUUGGGAGUUUAGAUGAUGUGAAAGAGGCGUCAGGUGGUUCAUUGGCUGGUGAAAACAGUGAUGCAGAGUUGAGUGGCUCAAAUCUCGUGGACGAGGCAUCAAAGGGUUCCUUGGCUGUUGAAAACGAUGAUCCAGAGCUGAGUGGUGCGUUUAGCUCUGUUGUUAGCAGAUCAUCCCAGGGAUGCAACAUUGAUCACCUUGAACAGAUCAUUGAAGAUGCCAAAAGUAACAAGAGAACCUUGUUCACUGUGAUGGAAUCGAUUAUGAAUCUGAUGAGAGAGGUUGAACUUCAAGAGAAGGAUGCAGAGAAGGCGAAGGAAGAUGCUAUUAGAGGAGGCUUCGAGGCCCUUAACAAGGUUGAGGAUCUGAAGAAGAUUCUCAAACAUGCGAAAGAGGGAAAUGACAUGGAUGCUGGAGAAGUUUACGGGGAGAGGUCUAUCUUGACCACUGAAGUACAUGAGCUUGAAAAUCGCUUGGUCAGCCUAUCAGAAGAGCGAGACAAGUCUCUUUCUGUUCUUGAUGAGAUGCGGGGAACUCUCGAAAUGAGACUAGCGGCAGCGCUGGAGAUUAAAAAUGCCGCUGAGCAAGAAAAGCAAGAAAAAUAUGGUUGUGCAAAGAAGGCACUCGCUGAACAAGAAGCGAUCAUGGAAAAAGUUGUCCAAGAAUCAAAGCUUCUGGAGAAAGAGGCAGAGGAAAAUUCCAAGCUGCGAGAGUUCCUUGUGGAUAGUGGUCGGAUUGUUGAUUCCUUACAAGGAGAAAUCUCAGUGAUAUGUCAAGACAUCCGACUCUUGAAAGAGAAAUUCGACAACCGAGUGCCGUUGAGCCAAUCAAUCACCUCAAGCCAGACUAGUUGUAAACUGGCUUCUUCUGGGUCGUCCAUGAAGAGCUUCUUGCUUGAUAAGCCUCUUGAGCUAUCUUAUGAAACACCUGAAGCCUCAGGCAACAACGAGAGCCCAAAAGCUUUGUUCAACGAGGAGGGAAAAGACAAGAGCUCCAAAGCUUCGGUUAGCGAGGGAAAAGACGAUCGUAAGGAGCUCCUGGAAGAUGGGUGGGACUUCUUUGACAAAGAGACAGAACUCUAAGUAAGUGUCUUCUGUAUAAGAAAGAUCUUUAUAGAUAAUAAAACUGGUGUUUGAAUAAAAGAGAUCUGAACGGGCUUUUGGGUUCUGCGUUUAUUCUACUACUCUACAACUUUGUGGAUCAAAUUUUGGAACUUUGAGCGAAUCUGCGAACUAAAACAUCUUUUGAGCUUUUGUUCUCUUCUUUCCCUCGCUGUACAGUCUACUCUUUUUGUAUUCAGUUUAUUUGACUCAUGAUGGAAGUGACAAACAAUUCCAAAAGUUUUGCUAGCUGAGAAUAGAUCUACUGAUAUUCUUGAAAUUUUGGACAAAAGUUGGAGUAAUAUCAUCGCAUUUUUCAUUCACGAGUAAGGCGCUAUGUCACGCCGGUAAAGAACAAAUAAUAGAGCUCGUAAAAGAAAACAGAAAAAAUGAAUUCUAAAAUUCGAGGGAGAAGAAUAAAAUUCGGAGAAUCGGAGGAGAAAGAUCGAGUGAGAGAUAUGGUUGGAGAAGGAGAAGAAUGAGAAUGGAUUGUUGUAAGGUCUUGCUCCCCGCCACAUCAUCUUCUUCUUCCUCAAGACCGUUGGUUGAUUCAGAGAUGAGGUUCACAGAAAGUUUCAAACCUAAUAUUUUUAUGGCGCAAUUCUCUCUCCCAGUCUCUCCUAUUUUCCAGCAUUUGGAAACAUCUGGUGAAAAAAUUGCGUAAAAGUAAGAGAUGGCUUCUGUACAAGACAUUGGUCUUUCUGCAGCUAUAAACCUCUUGUCUGCGUUUGCUUUCCUCUUUGCCUUUGCUAUGCUGAGGCUUCAGCCAGUUAACGACAGAGUCUACUUCCCGAAAUGGUAUCUCAAAGGGAUACGAGGAAGCCCUACGCGUUCCAGAGGAAUCAUGAACAGAUUCGUUAACUUGGACUGGACCACUUAUGUCAAGUUCCUCAACUGGAUGCCUGCAGCGCUCAAAAUGCCUGAACCUGAGCUCAUCGAACACGCAGGGCUUGACUCUGCUGUAUAUAUCCGCAUUUACCUUCUCGGAUUGAAAAUGUUCGUCCCGAUAACACUACUUGCUUUUGGAGUCUUGGUUCCUGUUAAUUGGACAGGAGAAACGCUAGAUAAGAUCGACGACUUGACAUUCAGUAACGUCGAUAAGCUCUCGAUAUCGAAUGUUCCACCAGGAUCGCCGAGGUUUUGGGCACAUUUAACUAUGACAUACGUUUUCUCAAUCUGGACUUGUUACACGUUAUAUAUGGAAUACAAGACUGUGGCUACUAUGAGAUUGAGACAUCUUGCAUCUGAAACUCGCCGUCCUGAUCAACUCACGGUACUUGUAAGAAAUGUUCCUCCAGAUCCUGAUGAAUCAGUUAACGAGCAUGUUGAGCACUUCUUUUGUGUAAACCAUCCAGAUCAUUAUCUUUGUCAUCAGGUAGUGUACAACGCAAAUGAGCUUGCAAAACUAGUCGCACAGAGAAAAGCUGUGCAAAAUUGGCUGACUUACUACGAGAAUAAAUACGAGAGGAAUCCAUCAAAUAGGCCAACGACAAAGACAGGUUAUGGAGGCUUUUGGGGAACUACAGUCGAUGCAAUUGACUUCUACACUUCCAAGAUCGAGAAUCUAGCCGAGAAUGAAGCUGUAGAAAGAGAGAAGAUCAUGAACGACCCAAAGUCUAUAGUUCCGGCAGCAUUUGUCUCCUUCAAAUCACGGUGGGGAACAGCUGUUUGUGCUCAGACGCAGCAAUGCCAUAACCCCACUAUAUGGUUGACUGAAUGGGCUCCUGAACCACGCGAUGUUUUCUGGGACAAUCUCGCUGUUCCAUAUGUUGAGCUCUCAAUAAGAAGGCUGCUCACAACAAUAGCACUCUUCUUUCUUAUUUUCUGCUUCAUGAUUCCUAUAGCAUUCGUUCAGUCUCUCGCCAACCUCGAAGGGAUCCAAAAAGUUCUACCUUUCUUGAAACCCCUAAUAGACAUGAAGACUGUGAAGUCUGUAAUCCAAGGAUUUCUUCCAGGAAUAGCCUUGAAGAUCUUUCUCAUCGUACUUCCAACGAUUCUCAUGACUAUGUCCCAAAUUGAAGGAUAUACAUCACUUUCUUAUUUAGACAGAAGAUCAGCGGAGAAGUAUUUCUGGUUCAUUAUCGUCAAUGUCUUUCUUGGAAGCAUCAUCACAGGGACAGCGUUUCAGCAGCUUAAAUCUUUCCUCGAGCAACCACCAACUGAGAUCCCAAAAACAGUUGGUGUUUCAAUCCCAAUGAAAGCCACAUUUUUCAUCACUUAUAUCAUGGUCGAUGGUUGGGCUGGCAUUGCAGCCGAGAUACUCAGACUGGUUCCGUUGGUCGUUUUUCAUCUGAAGAACGCUUUCUUGGUCAAGACUGAGCAAGACAGACAGCAAGCAAUGGAUCCAGGUCAUCUGGACUUUGCAACAUCUGAGCCUCGGAUCCAGUUCUAUUUCUUGCUGGGCCUUGUAUACGCUGCUGUUACCCCCAUUCUUCUUCCCUUCAUCAUCGUCUUCUUUGCCUUCUCCUAUGUUGUUUUCCGGCACCAGGUUAUAAAUGUCUACGAUCAGAAAUAUGAGAGUGGUGCUAGAUACUGGCCAGACGUGCAUAGGAGAUUGAUCAUAUGCCUAAUAAUAUCACAGCUUCUGAUGAUGGGUUUGCUCAGCACGAAGAAACUUGCGAAAGCAACAGUUCUGCUUCUCCCUCAGCCUAUUUUGACCAUCUGGUUUGAUAGAUACUGCGCAGGACGAUUUGAAUCAGCCUUCUCGAGAUUCCCCUUACAGGAAGCAAUGGUGAAGGACACACUAGAAAAAGCGACUGAACCGAAUCUAAACCUCAAGGAGUAUCUGAGAGAUGCUUACGUGCAUCCGGUUUUCAAAGGCAAAGACUUUGACCGACCACGAGUAGUCGAUGAGGAAGAAAGCAAUCCUCUUGUACCGACCAAGAGGACUUCUCAAGGUACCACCCGAUACAACUCAGAAGCUAGCAGCUCUGCUACAGACACUUCUGUAGCCAACAAGCACAGUGGCUCUCCCAGGCUAAUGUAGCGCUCUGUUUUGUCUCUUGUUUGCUGUUCAUACAACUUUUGUUUGAUGAUGUUAGAAAAGAUAGAAGCUUCGUUGUUGUAGUAUGUUUGGGGGGAAAAAAAAGCUUGGUCAUUUUGAUAUGUAAUGUAAUUGUUGUUCCAUACAUUGAUCAAACUCUCAAAAGACUUUUGCUUGUUGUGUGUAUUUCGUCAGCUUUCUCAAAGA